AUGGAGCACGAAACGCAGCAACAAUGGCGGGCCUACCAGAAGCAGCUUCAUGAUGGGGACUUCGAGCGGAUCAUGUGCACCUUCAUGGCCCGGGACUACUGGAUCAAGCUCGACCACUUUUACCAUAACCGGUACGCCGAGGCCGUCCCUGACGUCACCUCAGCAAAGGAAUGCGCCGAAUGGUGCGAAAGGAUUUGGCUCGCCCGGUCCUACCUACGGAACGGCAACGACAAAGAAACGUACCGGAAAAGGCUAGGGUCCCCCACCAACAUCAACGAAACCCGGAAACUCCCUCGCACGACAGAGGAAUCGUAUUCCGGACCUCGCCAUGACAAAGCCCGGAUCCAACGCCGGGAGCUCAGGGAACCACCCCCUAGGGACCCCCCUAGUACCGACAGGCCUCCACCAACCACCGGGUCUAACAACCAGGCGCUACCUCGCGCUAGAGAACCUGUCACAUGCUACAACUGUGGCCCGGACGCCCGGAUCCAGACUGUCGGGAUCGAGGAUGGCGGCAACCCCGGUGACCCGUACCUCGGCCCCUCCGACUCGGAAGACGACUCGGAAAACGAGGAACGGUAGACGAUGACCCCGAAGGAGCAUACCCGCCACAUCCUAGAGGUACUCGACCGCCUCGAGCAAGCCCAGCUCUUC
Lasiosphaeria miniovina is the source of this 654-nucleotide messenger RNA. RefSeq lists its product as uncharacterized. Bases 1 to 582 code for a protein of 193 amino acids. NCBI's taxonomy places the organism in Eukaryota, Fungi, Ascomycota, Sordariomycetes, Sordariales, Lasiosphaeriaceae. The record is from RefSeq and is a predicted model, not a curated record. The transcript is spliced from 3 exons.